AUGCGUCUCUUCCUCAUCCGCCACGGCGAGACGGUCGACAACGUGGCCGGCGUGCUCGCCGGCAUCACCGACUCGCGGCUGACCUUGCACGGCACGGUGCAGGCCGGGAUGCUCGCCUCGCACCUCGCCGCGCGCUUCCCCUCGACGCCCGUGCGCAAGAUCUUCACCUCGGACCUGCAGCGCGCGCUGCUCACCGGGCGCGCGGUGCAGUCCAUGCUGCUGCCGGAGCUGACAAAAUGGGGCGCGCGCGCGGACGACCUGGUCAUCGUGGUGGCGCACGGGUUGCUGCUGCAGCCGCUGUACGCGUGCCUGAUCGAGCGCGUGCCCUGGGGGAGGCUCACGGUGGACCGCGGGAUCGCGCCGCACCCGCCGAUGGGGUUCGGCCCGGCGCUGCGCCCGCACUGGGCCAACACGGCGUACCUCGAGGCGAUGGUCGUGCUUGACCCGGUGGUCGGCGGCGGCGGCCUGCGCAUGCACGUCAUCCGCGUCAACUGCACGGUGCACAUCAGCGAGCUCAAGAGGACGCGCGGCGGCAUCGGCAGGGCCGCGCACGACGACAGGCAGCGCACCCUCGACUCCUACUUUGGUAGGGGGAAGGCGUGA
Molecule: messenger RNA, 603 nt
Organism: Cordyceps fumosorosea ARSEF 2679
Lineage: Eukaryota; Fungi; Ascomycota; Sordariomycetes; Hypocreales; Cordycipitaceae
Product: Histidine phosphatase superfamily, clade-1
Exons: 2
Coding region: 1-603 (200 amino acids)
Biological process (GO): positive regulation of DNA repair; fructose 1,6-bisphosphate metabolic process; fructose 2,6-bisphosphate metabolic process
Cellular component (GO): cytosol
Molecular function (GO): fructose-2,6-bisphosphate 2-phosphatase activity
Source: RefSeq, a predicted model, not a curated record